Molecule: messenger RNA, 1457 nt
Organism: Seriola dumerili (greater amberjack)
Lineage: Eukaryota; Metazoa; Chordata; Actinopteri; Carangiformes; Carangidae
Exons: 8
Coding region: 149-1330 (393 amino acids)
Biological process (GO): double-strand break repair involved in meiotic recombination
Source: RefSeq, a predicted model, not a curated record
AGGUGGGCAGUUGUAGUAUGACCGUGAGAAAACAACAAAAUUAUCACUGUCUACAAGUUACUGGAAAUUCAUCUAAUCAGGAAUUGGUUAUUUGAACUUCAACAAGUGCACAGGUCAUAUCUUUAACUUUCUUUAUUGAGAAGAGGAGAUGGCCAAAGGGAAAGGAAAGAUAAGCAGCAGCGAUGGCGUAGCUCCAACCCAGCUUCGGUCUCUCAGGUCAAGGAAGAGGGAAUGUCCAAGUGAUGAAGUUCCCCAGACUGACAGUGCUCAGGCUACUCUCCAUCAGCAGGACAGGGAAGAAAAUAAUACAACAAUGGUUGGCACACCACUACAGCAUUCCCAGUCCCCUCUGCAGGACGGUGCUCUUAUUACAAAUCAACAGGAUCAGGCAGUCAGACCGCCCUGUCUCACCAAACAAGAUGAUUUCAAAGAAGAAAGACAUGCAGAAGAAACAAAUGUGGCAGAAAACGAAGUCCACAUCGCUGUCACAACCUCAGACAGUACCGGUACUGUGUGUGAUCCAGGCUGCUCAGAGGGAAAGAGCUGUGAGGCUGAAGGAGGCACAGAGGCUGGUCCAGAACAAACUAGUGAGCCAAAGUCAGAUCAACCCGCACAGGAUGAAGUGGAGGAGCAUUUGGGGAAUCUGGAGCAACAACGGGAAAUUGCGGGAAGUACAAGUGAGAUUAUGACUCAAACACCUGAGACACAACAAACAAGGAAAGAAGGAGAAGAUCGGUCAACAGAAGUAGACUGUAGUCCUGCUGUCAGUUUAUACACUAACCCAACUCAAAGUGAGGAAUCUGAGAAGAAGGAUGGCAGUGAGGCUUCCUCUCUGCAUGUGCAUACAGGGACCAAAACAAGAUCUGAGGGGAAAGAAGAGAUGAUGGCUGAUGCCGUUGUUGGAGUUGAAGCAGAGGGAUCUUCAUCCACAUUCAACCAGCCAGGAGGAUUAAACUGUGGCUCUGUUGAGCUUUGUGAAGCUGCAGGGACACCUGGCUCAGAAAGGAAAGAGAGUUGUGAUCCUGAUGAUGAACGUGGUCCUUCUACUGUGAACACUGAGCGCACUAAGACCAGGGACACCACUGACCCGUAUGGAUCUGGAAGCUUAGAUUACGUGUCGGACUCGCAGCUGAACACGAUUGUACUGAUUGAGGAGGUGGUGAUGGAGGAGGCAGAUCCUGGUUCCUCAGACUGUCAUGAAGAUGCCACAGACCUGAUCUGUGGGCUCAUCAGAGAACUCUCCUCUCUAAAUCGAAAGGUCAUGGCCACACAUAGGGAGCUGGAGAACCUGCGACGUGGCAGUAAAACUCCAAGGAGCUCCAACCGUUGAGGUACCCGCCGUCCUGAGUUUACUGUUGCCCCAAUGGUUCAUGGGUAAUGAAGGCACUUGUGGCCUGAUACAAACCUUUAAUAUUUCAUUGUGAAUCUAUUGGAAUGUUGAGUUUAAUGGCUUUGAU